CCUUUCAUCCUACAAAAAUGCAAACUCUUCUCUCAACCCGCCAUUACAGUAACCUCCAACUCAUUCUCAACACACGUUCCAUCCAAUGUCUUCUUUUACUGUUCGUUUUCUGGCCCCUCCAUGCUGCCCCAGCUCUCGCUCCAAGACAUUGCUCUGUGCCACGCCGACGGUGGCUCCGGCUGCCCCAGAUGCGGUGGAGGCGUCCAGGUUGGAGCCUAGAGUGGAGGAGAGAGAUGGGUACUGGGUUUUGAAGGAACAGUACAGGGGAGGAAUCAGCCCUCAAGAAAAGGUGAAGCUUGAGAAAGACCCCAUGAAGCUUUUCAUGGAAGGUGGGAUUGAGGAUCUGGCUAAGAUUUCCCUUGAGGAAAUUGAGAGCUCCAAGCACACUAAGGAUGAUAUUGAUGUUAGACUCAAGUGGCUUGGACUUUUUCAUAGGAGAAAGCAUCACUAUGGUAGAUUUAUGAUGAGGCUGAAGCUUCCAAAUGGGGUGACAACUAGUGCUCAGACUCGAUAUUUGGCGAGUGUUAUCAGGAAGUACGGAAAAGAUGGGUGUGCUGAUGUAACAACGAGGCAGAAUUGGCAAAUUAGAGGUGUGGUGCUACCUGAUGUGCCAGAAAUUCUUAAGGGACUAGCAGAGGUUGGUUUGACGAGUCUGCAGAGUGGCAUGGACAAUGUGAGAAACCCUGUGGGUAACCCUCUUGCAGGCAUUGACCCUGAUGAGAUUGUUGACACUAGACCUUACAACAACUUGUUAUCUCAAUUCAUCACUGCCAAUUCACUCGGAAACCCAGCCAUGUCAAACUUGCCUAGGAAGUGGAAUGUGUGUGUGGUGGGAUCCCACGAUCUGUUUGAGCAUCCCCACAUCAAUGAUCUGGCUUACAUGCCGGCUAAUAAUAAGGAUGGUCGUUUUGGAUUCAACUUACUGGUUGGUGGUUUCUUCAGUGCCAAGAGAUGUGCUGAAGCAAUUCCACUCGAUGCGUGGGUCUCUGCAGAUGAUGUAAUCCCAGUUUGUAAAGCUGUACUUGAGACAUAUAGGGACCUUGGCUUCAGAGGGAACAGGCAGAAAACAAGAAUGAUGUGGUUGAUUGACGAACUCGGGAUAGAAGUAUUCAGGUCAGAGGUAGAGAAAAGAAUGGCAGGGAAGCAGCUGGAGAGAGCACAGGAAGAUCUGGUUAAGAAACAAUGGGAAAGAAGAGACUACUUAGGUGUUCAUCCACAGAAACAGGAGGGCAUAAGCUAUGUUGGUAUUCACAUUCCAGUUGGGAGAGUCCAAGCAGAUGAGAUGGAUGAGUUGGCCCGUUUGGCAGAUGAAUAUGGAACUGGUGAGCUCAGACUCACAGUGGAGCAAAACAUAAUAAUCCCAAAUGUGGACAACUCAAAACUUGAGGCUUUGCUCAAAGAGCCUCUCUUGAAAGACAGGUUUUCACCUGAACCUUCUCUCCUAAUGAAAACACUGGUGGCAUGCACUGGUAACCAGUUCUGUGGGCAAGCUAUUAUUGAGACAAAAGCCAGGGCAUUGAAAGUCACUGAGGAAGUGGAGAGGCAAGUGGCUGUGACUAGGCCAGUGAGAAUGCAUUGGACUGGGUGCCCCAACACCUGUGGGCAGGUGCAAGUUGCAGAUAUUGGUUUCAUGGGGUGCAUGGCUAGGGAUGAGAAUGGUAAAGCCACUGAAGGUGUGGAUAUUUUCCUGGGUGGGAGAAUUGGAAGUGAUUCACAUUUAGCAGAGUUGUAUAACAAGGGUGUGCCUUGCAAGAAUUUGGUGCCUGUUGUUGUAGACAUACUGGUAAAACACUUCGGAGCUGUCCAAAGGAAUAGAGAGGAAGAGGAAGAUUAAGUUUUAAUGGUUAUUGGUAAUUUUAGUCUCUUAACUAAAUCUGGUAUUGUUGUCUCUGGACAAAGUCAUUAAUUCCCUCUACAUAGAAGAGAAAAGGAUGAUUACGAGAGAUGCAAUACAAGGAUGUUCCAUGUAUUAUAUGAUAUGCAAGUACACUUUUAAUAAGACAUGCUCAUUCUUUGCUA
This is a messenger RNA of Vigna angularis (adzuki bean), 2019 nucleotides long. RefSeq names its product ferredoxin--nitrite reductase, chloroplastic. The transcript is spliced from 4 exons. Gene Ontology annotation, molecular function: iron-sulfur cluster binding; oxidoreductase activity; heme binding. The record is from RefSeq and is a predicted model, not a curated record. Lineage: Eukaryota; Viridiplantae; Streptophyta; Magnoliopsida; Fabales; Fabaceae. Bases 86 to 1834 code for a protein of 582 amino acids.